This is a messenger RNA of Dipodomys spectabilis (banner-tailed kangaroo rat), 2903 nucleotides long. It is a transcript of the gene Tfap2a, whose product is annotated as transcription factor AP-2 alpha. Bases 80 to 1414 code for a protein of 444 amino acids. The transcript has 7 exons. Gene Ontology annotation, biological process: regulation of cell population proliferation; anatomical structure development; regulation of transcription by RNA polymerase II. Gene Ontology annotation, molecular function: DNA-binding transcription factor activity, RNA polymerase II-specific; RNA polymerase II transcription regulatory region sequence-specific DNA binding. NCBI's taxonomy places the organism in Eukaryota, Metazoa, Chordata, Mammalia, Rodentia, Heteromyidae. The record is from RefSeq and is a predicted model, not a curated record. Gene Ontology annotation, cellular component: nucleus.
CGACUCCCAGGCCCGGCUGAGGAGCCGGGAAGCCCGGGGUCGGAGAGGACCGGGGAGCAUCUCCGGAUCGGAGAGCCCGAUGAACGCCCGGACGCGGUCUCCGGCAGCUCCCGCCCGCUACCCGCGACCCCCGCCGCAUCCCGAGGACCGUCACGACGGCACCAGCAACGGGACGGCACGGUUGCCCCAGCUGGGCACUGUAGGUCAAUCUCCCUACACCAGCGCCCCGCCGCUGUCCCACACCCCUAAUGCCGACUUCCAGCCCCCCUACUUUCCCCCGCCCUACCAGCCUAUCUACCCCCAGUCGCAAGAUCCUUACUCCCACGUCAACGACCCCUACAGCCUGAACCCCCUGCACGCCCAGCCACAGCCGCAGCACCCGGGCUGGCCCGGCCAGAGGCAGAGCCAGGAGUCUGGGCUCCUGCACCCGCACCGGGGGCUGCCACAUCAGCUGUCGGGCCUGGAUCCUCGAAGGGACUACCGACGGCACGAGGACCUCCUGCACGGCCCCCACGGGCUCGGCUCGGGACUCGGAGACCUCCCUAUCCACGCAUUACCUCACGCCAUCGAGGACGUCCCGCAUGUAGAAGACCCGGGUAUUAACAUCCCAGAUCAAACUGUAAUUAAGAAAGGCCCCGUGUCCCUGUCCAAGUCCAACAGCAACGCCGUCUCCGCCAUCCCCAUUAACAAGGACAACCUCUUCGGCGGUGUGGUAAACCCCAACGAAGUCUUCUGUUCAGUUCCGGGUCGCCUCUCGCUCCUCAGCUCCACCUCGAAGUACAAGGUCACGGUGGCGGAAGUGCAACGGCGCCUCUCGCCGCCCGAGUGUCUCAACGCGUCGCUGCUGGGCGGAGUACUGCGGAGGGCGAAGUCCAAAAAUGGAGGAAGAUCUUUAAGAGAAAAACUGGACAAAAUAGGAUUAAAUCUGCCAGCAGGAAGACGUAAAGCUGCCAACGUUACCCUGCUCACUUCACUAGUGGAGGGAGAAGCCGUCCACCUAGCCAGAGAUUUUGGGUAUGUGUGCGAAACUGAAUUUCCUGCCAAAGCAGUAGCUGAAUUUCUCAACCGACAGCAUUCCGAUCCCAAUGAGCAAGUGACAAGAAAAAACAUGCUCCUGGCUACAAAACAGAUAUGCAAAGAGUUCACAGACCUGCUGGCUCAGGACCGAUCUCCCUUGGGGAACUCGCGGCCCAACCCCAUCCUGGAGCCUGGGAUCCAGAGCUGCUUGACUCAUUUCAACCUCAUCUCCCACGGCUUCGGCAGCCCGGCAGUGUGCGCAGCGGUCACGGCCCUGCAGAACUAUCUCACCGAGGCACUCAAGGCCAUGGACAAAAUGUACCUCAGCAACAACCCCAACAGCCACACGGACAACAGCGCCAAAAGCAGUGACAAAGAAGAGAAGCACAGAAAGUGAGGCUCUGCUCCCGCCCUGCCCCCCCUCCCGCCUCACCAGCCCUCUGGCGACCUCCCCUCCUCCCCCCCGCACCUGGCAGGUGACAGCCCCUGGAUCAGUCACCCCCAACUUCUGCUGCUACCGCUGCUGCGCUGCGCGCUGCUGCUGCUGCCGCCCUGCGAAACCCCGAACCCUCGGGACAGCUCUCUCCACUGCCAGUGGGGCAGCCGCUGCCCACGCAGCUCCCCCCCCCCCCUCGACUUCCCCUUCAGCACCAACACCCCCUUGCCCUCCUGUGGAGCCUAAGAGAACAGAACAGGCCGUGAAGCCAGCAAAGAAAAGUUCUGUCCAGUGUGUCAACCUUUUUUUCCCCCUCCCCUCCUUUUUUUGUUCUUUUUAAAGAAAACCCACCAGAUCAUCAACAACAGACGUUUAAAACUUUUUUUUUCUAAAAAAAAAAAAAGACAUAGUAACUUAAAAAAAAUUAUAUGAGCUUCAUGGGACUGAAUCACCCACUUCCCUUAUAUACUUCAGUUCAGAUUUGUAGCCAUACUUUAAAACACACACACACACACACACACACACACACACACACACACACUGCGAAGAGCAUAAUGACAUUUUUAUCAGUAUUGUGAAUAAACUUGAACACAAACACACCAAGUUCUAUGUCCUGUUUUCAGUUGUAGAAGUUUUCCCUCUGCAAGGUAAAGCGACCAACUUGAACUCUCUUUCUGGCAAUGCGAUUCACAGCUCUAGGGGAUCAGUGUUCACGUCUCUGUAUAUAUUUAUUUAUGUGUAAUUUAAUGGGAUUUGUAAAUAUGGUGAGUCUGUUUUAAGCCUUUUUUUAUUUAUCUGGUGAUCUUGUUUACCUCUUGUUUAGUGGGUUUUGAAUCUUAUUAGUUCUUCAUGUGGCUCAUGGUACUUAGAAAUCCAAGGUUGAGGGGGAUAUUUUCCUCCCUCUGGGAUUCAUUUAGCUUUCUUGUAGCAUGUUAAAGAGACAAUGAAACAACUGAACAGAUUUUAAAAAGGUAAAAUAAAAUUUUAUAUAUAAUUAGUAUUAUACAUUUAGCUUUCCAUUAAACUGAAAGACAAAAUGUGAUAUUGGAAUCUGGAAAGAUUUUUAAACUUAAGUGGUUUGCUAACCCUUCUAUGUAUUGUGGGGAGAAAAAAAAAGUUUAUUUUAUUCCACUAUGCUCCCUUAAAAGCAUCAUUUGAGCAAUAAAUGAAUAUUGUCUUUAAACCAAGGGUUAGGGAUUUUUUUCCCUCUCUCCCUCUCCCUCUCUUUCCUCUCUCUCUCUCUCUCUCUCUCUCUCUCUCUCUCUCUCUCACUCUUUUUGUUCCAAGAACUUCAAACAUUUGGGACCACCUGGUAUUCUGUAUUUUUCACUGGCCAUAUUGGAAGCAGUUCUAGUUGUAUUGUAUUGAGUUGUGCUGGCAGUAGUUUUCAUGCCUGUCAAUGUAUCAUAGUUCUUUGUUGCCCAGAUAAAUAAAUAUUUGAUACGCUUUA